AUGGCUCCGAAAAAUAAAGUCCCAAAAGGAUGGUUGGGUUGUCCAAACAAUGGUAUAAGAUUAAUUGAAAGCAAGUUUAUGCCUUUAAAAACGCCUUUAAGUACAAAUUUUGAUAGCAAGUUGGGGCCUGAUGAUUGGUUUCACCCCAGGGAUAUAUUUGAUCUAGCUAAAAAAAAUAAAGUUAAAUUUGGAUUAUGGAUAGACUUAACAAACACUGAUAGAUAUUAUUUGAGGGAUGAAAUUGAAAACCAAAAUUGUGACUACAAAAAAUUAUCCUGCCAAGGCCAUGGUACACUGCCUACAUUUAGAUUUGUAAACCAAUUUUUUCACCUUGUUGAAAAAUUUGUAUGGAACAACCCUUACAGUUGCAUAGCGAUACAUUGCACCCAUGGAUACAACCGUACAGGAUUUUUAAUUGUAUCAUUUUUAGUUGAAAAAUUAAACUAUUAUGUUGAUGAUGCUGUUAGAUUGUUUGCGGAAUUAAGACCCCCUGGUAUAUACAGACAUGAAUAUGUUGUGGAGUUGUUUAGAAGAUAUGGAGAUAUACGAGAUGCUCCUCCACCCAUAGCAAAACCAAGUUGGAGCAAGGAUUAA
Brassicogethes aeneus is the source of this 594-nucleotide messenger RNA. The record is from the annotation of a GenBank genome assembly. NCBI's taxonomy places the organism in Eukaryota, Metazoa, Arthropoda, Insecta, Coleoptera, Nitidulidae.